This is a messenger RNA of Melampsora larici-populina 98AG31, 444 nucleotides long. RefSeq lists its product as uncharacterized. The record is from RefSeq and is a predicted model, not a curated record. Lineage: Eukaryota; Fungi; Basidiomycota; Pucciniomycetes; Pucciniales; Melampsoraceae. Bases 1 to 444 code for a protein of 147 amino acids. The transcript is spliced from 3 exons.
AUGAAACAAGAAAAUGAUAUUGCAUUAGUAGCUACUUUACCAUCAAGUUUACCAGCAGGUUAUUUUGAUUUAAAAGUACAAGAAUCAAAUUCGAAUCAGAUCGUCAAACCUGAUUUACUUCAUACAAACCAUCAUCAUCAUCAUCUUUUACAUCAUGUAACUUCACCUUUAUCAGGUUCAAUGUUAAUCAAAGAAUUGAUCAUCAAAACAUGUCAAUCAACAUGUCAAUCAAAUCGAGUCUCUUUGCAUGUCCAAGCUACUAAUUCGACUGCACUGAAGUUUUACUUGAGAUUAGGCUUCAAGAAGAUGAUCUUUAAAGAAUCGUAUUAUUCUAAUCAAGCUUUAAAACCUUUGAAUCAUUCUAGAUCUACUACUUCUUCUUCUACUUGUACUUCUUCUACUUUGACUUGCACUUCUGGUGAUGGAUCUGGAGCUGAAUUAUGA